This is a messenger RNA of Hansenula ciferrii, 3165 nucleotides long. RefSeq names its product Na+-exporting ATPase (gene ENA2). The record is from RefSeq and is a predicted model, not a curated record. The transcript has a single exon. Gene Ontology annotation, cellular component: plasma membrane. The coding region runs from base 1 to 3165 and encodes 1054 amino acids. NCBI's taxonomy places the organism in Eukaryota, Fungi, Ascomycota, Saccharomycetes, Phaffomycetales, Wickerhamomycetaceae. Gene Ontology annotation, molecular function: ATP binding; ATP hydrolysis activity; P-type calcium transporter activity. Gene Ontology annotation, biological process: calcium ion transmembrane transport; intracellular calcium ion homeostasis.
AUGUCUAGUUCUGAAGAUGCAAAACUAAAUCAUGCUGCUACUAUAGGAACUAAAGGAACUUAUUCAAGUUCUGAUGAUGGUCAAACUUUUGAUGCUUAUAGAGAAACUAUUGAAACAACUGAAAAAUUCUUUAAAACUAAUAUUCAAGAAGGUUUAUCUGAACAAACUGCUGAUCAAUUAUUAAAACAAUGGGGUGAAAAUACUCUUGGUGAUGAUCAAAAAAUUAAUGUUGUUAAAAUUAUUGUUCGUCAAUCUUGUAAUGCUAUGAUUUUAGUGUUGAUUAUAUCUAUGGCUAUUGCUUUAGGUAUUAAAGAUUGGAUUUCUGGUGGUGUAAUUGCCUUUGUUGUUGGUAUUAACGUUGGUAUUGGUUCUUUACAAGAGUAUAAAGCUUCUAAAACUAUGAAUUCUUUAAAAUCUUUAUCUUCUCCAACUGCAAGAGCUAUUAGAAAUGGUGAAUUGAAGACUAUCCCAACAAAAUUUGUUGUUCCAGGUGAUGUUGUUUCUGUUAAAGUUGGUGAUACAAUUCCUGCAGAUUUAAGAAUUGUUGAUUGUUUAAAUUUUGAAACUGAUGAAGCUUUAUUAACUGGUGAAUCUUUACCCGUGGCUAAAGAAUUUGAAACUGUUUAUCAUGAAGAAAUUGGUGUUGGUGAUCGUUUAAAUAUGGCUUUUUCAUCUUCAGUUGUUACAAAAGGUCGUGCUACUGGUAUUGCAGUUAAAACUGGUUUACAAACUGAAAUUGGUGAAAUUGCUCAAUCUUUAAAAAGUCAAAAAAAAUCAUUACAUACUGAUGAUGAUAAUUCUGCAUGGAAAAAUUUCUUAAUCUUGAUUAAAGAUGGUGUUGGUUCAUUUUUAGGUACAACUGUUGGUACUCCAUUAUCAAGAAAAUUAUCAAAAUUAGCUAUUGGUUUAUUUAUUGUUGCAGUUUUAUUUGCCAUUAUUGUUAUGGCUACUCAAAAAAUGGUUGUUCCAAGUGAAGUUGCAAUUUAUGCAAUUUGUGUCGCUUUAUCUAUGAUUCCAUCUUCAUUAGUUGUUGUUUUAACAAUUACAAUGAGUGCAGGUGCUAAAACUAUGGUUCAAAGAAAUGUUAUUAUUAGAAAAUUAGAUUCUUUAGAAGCUUUAGGUUCAAUUAAUGAUAUUUGUUCAGAUAAAACUGGUACUUUAACUCAAGGUAAAAUGUUGGUUAAAGCUGUUUGGGUUCCAUCUUCUGGUACUUAUAAUGUUCAUGAUACUUCAGAUCCUUUUAAUCCAACAAUUGGUACGCUAUCAUAUUCUUCACAAUCACCAAGUGAAAAUUCAAAAGAUCAUUCUGAAAAACCUGAUGAAACUAAUGUUGAUAUUGAAAAUUCAUUUUUCCAAAAUUGGUUAUAUUGUGCUACAUUAGCUAAUAUUGCAACUGUUUUUAAAGAUGAACAUGGUGAUUGGAAAGCUCAUGGUGAUCCAACUGAAAUUGCUAUUCAAGUUUUCGCUUAUAGAAAUGGAUUACCAAGAUCAGAUUUAACAAAAGGUGAUUUACCAAAAUAUAAACAUAUUAAUGAAUUCCCAUUUGAUUCUUCUGUUAAAAAAAUGAGUGCAAUUUAUAAUGAAGCUGGUAAUGAAAAGGAAAAUAAAGUUUAUACAAAAGGUGCUGUGGAAAGAGUUUUACAAUCUUGUAAAAAUUGGUAUGUAAAUGGUGAAUUAAAACCAUUAACUGAAGAAGAUCAAACUUCAAUUGAAGAAAAUAUGAAUAGUUUAUCUGGUGAAGGUUUAAGAGUUUUAGCAUUUGCAACUAAAACAAUUCCAAUUGAUCAUGAUACUACAAAUCGUGAUACAAUUGAAUCUGAUUUAACAUUUUUAGGUUUAGUUGGUAUUUAUGAUCCUCCAAGAUUAGAAUCCCUUGGUGCUGUUAAAAAAUGUCAUAAAGCUGGUAUUAAUGUUCAUAUGUUGACUGGUGAUCAUCCAGGUACUGCAAGAACAAUUGCUCAAGAAGUUGGAAUUUUACCACAUAAUUUAUAUCAUUAUGCUCAAGAUGUUGUUGAAAGUAUGGUUAUGACUGCUAAACAAUUUGAUGAUUUAACAGAUGCACAAAUUGAUGAAUUACCUGUUUUACCAUUAGUUAUUGCUCGUUGUGCUCCACAAACUAAAGUUCGUAUGAUUGAUGCUUUACAUCGUCGUAAAAAAUUUUGUGCAAUGACUGGUGAUGGUGUUAAUGAUUCUCCAAGUUUGAAAAAAGCUGAUGUUGGUAUUGCUAUGGGUAUUGCAGGUUCAGAUGUUGCAAAAGAUGUUUCAGAUAUUGUUUUAAGUGAUGAUAAUUUUGCUUCAAUUAUUAAUGGUAUUGAAGAAGGUAGAAGAAUGAAUGAUAAUAUUCAAAAAUUCGUUUUACAAUUAUUAGCUGAAAAUGUUGCACAAGCUUUAUAUUUAAUGAUUGGUUUAGCAUUUAAAGAUGUUAAUGGAUUAAGUGUUUUCCCAUUAUCACCAGUUGAAGUUUUAUGGAUUAUUGUUAUUACUUCAUGUUUCCCAGCUAUGGGGUUAGGUUUAGAAAGAGCACAACCAGAUGUUAUGCAUAAAGAUCCAAAACCUUCAAAAGAAUCUGUUUUUUCAAAAGAAAUGCUUGUUGAUUUACUUUGUUAUGGAUUUUGGAUGGCAAUUUGUUGUUUAGGUUGUUUUCUUGUUGUUACUUAUGAUUGGGGUAAUGGAGAAUUAGGUACUGAUUGUAAUAAAGAAUAUAGUGAUUCAUGUUAUUAUAUUUUUAGAUCAAGAUCAGCUUCAUUUGCUACAAUGACUUGGUGUGCAUUAGUUUUAGCUUGGGAAGUUAUUGAUAUGAGAAGAUCAUUAUUUGCAAUGCAAGAUGAAACAGAAACACCAUAUACUCAAGUUUUCAAAGAUUUAUGGUCAAAUCAAUUUUUAUUUUGGUCAGUUGUUGGUGGGUUUAUUUCAGUUUUCCCAGUUGUUUAUAUUCCAGUUAUUAAUAAAGUUGUGUUUUUACAUGGACCAAUUGGUAAAGAAUGGGGGUUAGCAUUUGCAUUCACUAUAGCAUUUUGGAUUGGAUGUGAAUUUUAUAAAUUUUUGAAGAGACAAUAUUUAAAGAAACAAACUGUUCAUAAUCCUGAACAUGAUUUAGAAAAGAAGAAUCCAUUUGAUAAAUAUGCAAGUUUUUCAAGAGCUGGUACUAUGCAACCAGGAGCAUAA